AUGGUGCAGCGGGAGACGGAAAUAACAACAGCACGCCGCUCGAAGCGGUCGGUUGCCGGUGGUACACCGGACACCGAACCGAACGCCAUCGUUAGUGAGCAGCGCUUCGAAGGGCUCGCGCUAGAGGGCGUGAGCCCACAGCACACCCACCAUGCGGUGGAAGUGAAGACGGCGGCGGACAAUGCCGAGGUGGAGGCAAUCAAUCGUGAAGAGGAAAUCAUUAAGAAGCGAAAAACGGAGCUAACGACAACGCGCCAGAUAGAGACGCGCGUUAAGCGGCAGCUACUGUUCGAGGAUGGCAAGGUGGUCGAAGAUUCUGGCCCGAUCGUGUCGACCAACACGACCGAGGACACGGACAAACAGGAAACGGUACAAACCGAGCACCGUACACUGGGCGAUCCGGAAGCGGUGGAGGCGAAUGAGUCCGGCAACCGGCUGGCCGGUGCUGGACAGACCGGUGGCGGUGACGCCACCCAGCAGCCCACCCUGCCGGUCGAUACUGUAAGCAGCAACGCACCAAAGACGACCGGCGGCACCAUCGUGGCCCGGCCUCCCGAUGGUUUGCUGCGCAACAUCAAGGAGGAGGUGGUGGUGUCGCGGGAGGAAACCAAGGAACGCACCGAGGUGACCGAACAGAAACAUUUUGGCGAUUUUACCGACGACACGUACCUGAGAGCGAUCAACAGUGGUGUGGACGAUAUACGGGAACUGCUGCUGUCGGAGAAGGCGCGCACCGAGCAAACGCCAACCGGGCCACAGCUGGUACAGCAAUCGAUCAGCUCACGGAAGGUCAUCGACAGUGAGGACACCGACAUUCGGCAGCUUGCCAAACCGGACGGUACGCUCGUGACGGAGAAGGAACAGACGCGCCAGCACGAGGAGCUGUACGACGACGAACUGCCGGAGACGGACGAGCAACGGUUGCUGCCGGGCUACGAUCAGGUCGAUAGUGGCGAACGUGUAAUCGACCAGAAGUCGUCCGCUCAGCGAUACUUCAAGCAACGCGACGAACAGCAUGUGGAUUUGAUCGGCCCGAACGGUGAAGUGAUCGGACACGAGAUGCGGUACGCAGCAGAACAAACACAGAUGGACAAGGACGGUGGUGGUGAUGGUGGCCGUGGCGGUGACACCGGUGGUGGAUUGCUCUCCGACUGGGACAGUCUAUCCGAUCGGUUGCGCAAAGCACGCCGGCUGGGACGGCAUCCGAAGGAGCUGGCACUGGUGGGUCAACCGGGGACCAACAAUCUGCCGGGCGUAGUACCGGUCCUGAACGAUCGGCUCGAUGCCCUCACCAAGAAGCCGCUGGACUUCGACAAGGAGGAGGAAACGCGCAAGCAGGAAACGAGCAAGUGGCUCGAGUCACAUUUCGGCAGCGAAUCACGGUCGUCGCGCGAUUCACGCGAAGAUCUAGACGAGCUGGUAGAACCAACGAAACGCACCUACUUCAACGUAACGAUAAAAUCUGGCGACACGGUCGGUGGUCCCACGGGGGAACCGGAUGGUCCAGGUACCGGUGCACCGUACCGGCCGGGGCGUGGUGUCCCACCGGGGCCCACACAUUUCCAAGGUGUUUCCGAGUGGACGUCGGAUAGGGCGGGCCGGCGAGGGCUAACGACGUCACGGGAGGAUCUUCUGCUGGAGGGUUCAAGUCACGAUGCGGGCUAUCGAUCGGGGGAGCGUCACCGUUCCGGUAGUGAAGAUGCUCGCCCGGUGCAACGGCUGCUAUCCUCCGUACAACCGGGCCGUCGGGAGGACGCUGGUGUACCGAUGUACGCAUCCGCCUAUCUAACCACUCCACGACCGAAAACGAACGGCGAGCGUAACUUCAACGCACGGUACGGUCGUUCAGUGUCACCGGAUCGACACUCUAUAGGCCAAACGAUGCCGGACGGUCGCCCUACCGUACCGCAACGGCGCAAGGUGCUCGAACGGCGACAGGUUGCCGUCCAGCAGCAGCAGCAACAGCAGCAACAACAGCAACCGUAUCAUAGCAAACCGAUCGGUCCGAUCGUGCACGGCUAUGCACCGCGCAGUCGCUCCGUCUCACCGAUACAGAUACCACCGGUGGUGACUACACUGCGCAAACCGUACCAGAAGACACGCUUCAGCAGCAUCCAGGAUCUAAGUCACGCCGGUGGACCGCAACAUCAGCAGGUUCAGCGUGCGGCUAGCCGUGCGCAGAGUACACCACCGAAGGCGAACCGCGUCGGUUCCGCCAUCGGCAACUCCAUCCGCAAGCUGAUGGGCAAGAUCCGUUCUGCCAGUGCCGAACGGAAGCUCAAGCUAAAAAGCAACAAGCAACAGCUACAGCAGCACCACCAACGAUCCCAAUCACCGACACCGUCAGCACUGGCCGGUGGACAGCAUAAGCGGCAGUCCGCCACCUACCAACAGUACAACGUGAUCGACGGGCACAUCAGCAGUAGCGGUGGAUCCCCGCUGCUCAACCACCACCAUCACCAUCCACAGCACACCAGUCAGUACGGGGGCGACGAUCAGCGACUUGCCAGCCAUUCACAGUCACAGUUUGCUGCCAGUCACAAACCGAACGGUGCCGGUGGUAGACGCGAAUCGGAUCGCGCUCGGGAACGUAACUACACGGAGCGGCGUGGUUCAUCGGACAUACUGUCCGACAUGACCACCGGAAGCGGUGGGCCAACGCCCCGCCAAAAGUACUACUUGGGCGAAAACCCGUACGGUGGCAGCAUCUUUGGCAAGGAGAACAAAUACAAUCCAGCGGCAGCAGCAGCAGCGGCUGCGGCGGCGGCAGCAUCUGCCGGACGCGAUCGACGCGAGGAACGUGUCUACACCACCUCCCAUACACGGUCGUUCAGUCAGCCACCACAGACAAACCUGCAUACACUCGGCCGGUUCAGCAAAAGCACCAAUCGACUGCCAACGUCGGCAGGCGGUGGAACCCAUUACGAGCAUGAUCCGGGCGUACAGUACCAUCCCGGUGGUUCCGGGUACGGGGUCACCAGCUCGCAAACACUCCCCCGCAACGAUCAGCACCGUCUUCAGCGUUCGAAACCACUACACUCGUCCACAAUAAACGUAUCGAUCGUCAACACGGUCAACACAAACGGCACAAAACCUCUGGCCAACACUGGCCCAGUCAAACCGGCCCGCACUUACAAAGCCCUCAACCGAAGCAAAUCCUUCAACGUGCAUGGACUGAACGGUACGAACGAUCCGAGCCCGAUCUACCUGGAAAAGCUGAGCCGCGGUCCGGCCACAGCCGGCAACGGUGCAACGCCCGGUAUGGGUACCGGUUUCUACCGCUCCAACUCCCACCUGGACCAGUACGCAACGUCUAAAGAGUCACCACUGCAGCUGAAGAGUCCCUCGAUCGUCAAUCUGGUCAGCCGCAGUACCCGCGAUCUUACGCAGAGCGGUGAUUAUUAUCCGAACGAACGUACCAGCCCGGACGGGCCGACGCUCGACAAAAAGAAUGUGUUUCUGCGCAAUUUGCAGAAUCGUGCGCCGGAACUGUAUCGUACGCUGCAUGGUGGCGGUACGGAUUCGCACACGAACGGCACACCAACGUCACGCGAAUACCUCAACACGUACAUAACGCGCGAGCAGGAACAAACGAUCGGCACCCGGUCACCGGUAACCAUCAACAAAGAUACGGCCAGCAUCGUGCGGCGCGGUAGUUCCAGUACCGAUGAUUAUCCCGACUCAUACCGGCUUCCGGCACGCCGCAUCGACGCUAACGAGCAUAAGCCGGCUGGCACGCAGCCCCGGACGAAGCACUACUACAAAAAGACAACCUCUCCGUCGCCGGCGCGUUUGGACCGGAAUGUCGUGGGUGGUGGCCGCUACCGGACAGAAACAGACCUCAAGUACCAGGACAUGCCGGGUGGAGGUGGUGGCGGUGGCGUCGUUAUCGAACUGCGCAGUAAUUCCUAA
Anopheles marshallii is the source of this 3912-nucleotide messenger RNA. RefSeq lists its product as uncharacterized. The record is from RefSeq and is a predicted model, not a curated record. NCBI's taxonomy places the organism in Eukaryota, Metazoa, Arthropoda, Insecta, Diptera, Culicidae. Bases 1 to 3912 code for a protein of 1303 amino acids. The transcript is spliced from 7 exons.